AUGGACUCGAUGAGGUCUCUGAAUACCUCACUACCAACAUCACGGUCCCGUCGAUCACAGGCUCCGGAGCUCCUGCAGGCGUUCAAGAGCGCUGCUCUUUCUGUCACGAAUCUCUACAAGACAACGGUGACAGACCAAGCCAACACUCGUCAUCUGGGCUACCAGGAUGCUCUAGAUGAUCUGUUGUCGUUUCUGGACAGGGAGAACCUAGGACUGCAAGAUGGCGAAGGAUGGCGGAUUCGCCAGUGGGCUACGGAGCGGUUUGAAGGCGGAGACACAACGGGAUGCUCUAUCGACAGCGAUGACGACCGAACAGAAAUAGAAAAGAGAGCGAGGAGUUCCUCUCCGAUGACGCAAAGUAGGCCAGCUCAUGAAGGCCUGGAAGUACGUGGUCAUGCCAGCUCUGACAGCAACGCACCACGUACAGAGUCCGCGCCACCACCCAUUCGAAAAGAGGAGAGUCAUUCUCCAGUCAUGGAUCGACCAUCCAUGUUCACUUUCUCAGCAGCACACCCUUUGCCAAACCGAGACGUCCAAAUGCAGACAUCCGAUACCUCAUCCAGCGAUCUCCAUUUGCCAAAUGAUCCUCCUUCUGAAGCAACACCCUCACAAAGCCCCGGCUCCCUCAGGGUGGAGAUUGUAAACAGAGCUGCCAGGAUGCAAAACAGACACAACAGCACUCGACAUAACACUCGGUCCACAAACCGUGACACAAGCUUUGCUGGUGGAACAAAACGGAAGCUCAACCUCCCAGAGUUCUUUGACAUAUCCAACAUGGGUAAUUCAAGAGACGGCACGAACGGAGGAGGGAAACGAGGACGAUUUGUAUAG
Molecule: messenger RNA, 831 nt
Organism: Endocarpon pusillum Z07020
Lineage: Eukaryota; Fungi; Ascomycota; Eurotiomycetes; Verrucariales; Verrucariaceae
Exons: 1
Coding region: 1-831 (276 amino acids)
Source: RefSeq, a predicted model, not a curated record